AUGACAAUUCCAAAAGCUCUCUACUCUUUAGCCAUCCUUACCGUUCUCUUUGUGGUUUCGAGUAGUCAAACUGUCUGCAAUCCAGAAUGCAAGGCAAAAGAACCCUUCAACUGUGAUGAUGUUCUUACAUUCAACCGAUCUGGAUUUGCAAAGAAUUUCACUUUUGGUGCAGCUACCUCUGCAUACCAGAAAAAGUUCAGGAGUUCAGGAGACCUUGCUUGUGAUUCCUAUCAUCUUUACAAGGAGGAUGUUGCACUACUAGUAAAACUCAAGGCUCAAGCAUACCCGAUUCUCAAUAGCAUGGUUAAGGGUCUUACCAAGUAA
Molecule: messenger RNA, 324 nt
Organism: Microthlaspi erraticum
Lineage: Eukaryota; Viridiplantae; Streptophyta; Magnoliopsida; Brassicales; Brassicaceae
Source: the annotation of a GenBank genome assembly